Molecule: messenger RNA, 4506 nt
Organism: Penicillium verhagenii
Lineage: Eukaryota; Fungi; Ascomycota; Eurotiomycetes; Eurotiales; Aspergillaceae
Exons: 3
Coding region: 1-4506 (1501 amino acids)
Biological process (GO): transmembrane transport
Cellular component (GO): membrane
Molecular function (GO): ABC-type transporter activity; ATP binding; ATP hydrolysis activity
Source: RefSeq, a predicted model, not a curated record
AUGGAUGAUUCUGCGAAUCGAUCCCUUGAGAUUGGUGGUAUAGUCGCAGCUCUCACGCUUUUGAGUAGCAUUCCAUCAUGGCUCACCAUUUUUCGACGCCGAGGUACUCUGGCCCAGUCCGGAUACCGGGAUAAAGAUGGCGAAGCUCGAGAUGAAUUUCCAACGGCUGCUUCUCACAGGUGGCAGCGUGCCACAGUCGUUGGCUUCUCCCUAGCUGGCUUGGGCAUGGCCCUAGGGGAUGCCUUGUUUACCUUUACACAGACAAACUCUCGCUCGAUUCUGAUCUGGCUCCACGUCGGGGACUGGACCGUCGCAUGCUUUCAAGCGGCGAUAUUAUUUGUUGAGUCUUGCCCCGUUCGGCGAUUUGCCUUGAGCAACUAUGCUUUUGGAACGAGCGCUAUCCUUAUUGCAUUUCUCGUGACGUCCUCUGGACCACAAUCAUUUUGGUCUUCGCAAUUCAAUUCCAUCACGAUCCUUCGUUCAACAACACUUGGUGUUGCCAUCGCUCGGGCGUUAUGCUGCAUCCUUCUUCCUCGCCGCCCAGAUGUGUAUUGGAACGGCAAAGUGGUUGAUCGGGAGCAUACCGUGAGUCUGCUCAGCCGGUUGACUUUCCACUACAUCACUCCCACCGUCAACCUCACGGCACAGAAGCAGGGCUGCAUGGAGAUCGAUUGUUUACCCGAGCUGUCCUCCAGCUCACGUUCAAAAUCUUUGUUCGAGGAUAUAAAUCAGGCACUGUUAGAUCGUCCUCUAUGGCGGACAAUCGUGGCCGUUCAUUAUUCGGCAUUUCUUCUUCAGACAUUCAUGACUCUGAUGUCGUCCUUAUUCAGCUUUGGCCCUCAAAUAACCUUGUACGGAAUUCUGAAAUGCCUUGAGAACGGGUCCACCAGUAAUUUUGGUCUUUUGGUGGCAGCAAUGGGUGCCACCAUAUGCUUUUCCUCUACAGUGACUGCGUGGCUGUGGUGGAUAAGCUAUUCGAAACUCAACAUUCCGAUUUAUUCAGAGCUAUUGGCUUUGAUUUACGCCAAAACAAUCCGACGGAGGGAUAUCAAAGCGGCCUCUGAUGAUGAGUGUGGCUCCGAAGACCAGGGCGAGCAAGACAUGAUCAAUUUAGCAACAGUGGACACCAUGCGAAUUUCAGAGUUUGCAACCCAAAAUCAUAUGAUUCUCAACUCUAUUUCCAAUCUUUUGGUGGCCGGGAUUCUACUGAUUGGCCUCCUUGGGUGGCAGAGCGUGCUUGCUGGAUUUACCGCGGCCCUUUUCGUGCUACCAUUGAGUACCUAUUUCUCGAAUCGCUAUAUUGAGAUCCAACAAGUUUUGAUGCAGGCCAAGGACAAGCGAGCUGCAGUCGUCACGGAGGUAGUGCAGAAUAUCCGACAAAUCAAGUUUUCCGCCAUCGAACAGGAAUGGUAUGAUCGAGUCACUGAGAUUCGACAGGGAGAACUCAAGGCUCUGCUCCAAAAUAUCAAAUGCAUGACUGGUGUCGUCGCAGUCUGGACGAUGAGCCCUCUGUUGCUCUCGGCAGCCUCAUUGUCGGUCUAUUCUCUGACUCAAGGCCCGUUGACCGCGUCCGUCGCGUUCACGGCUCUCUCCAUUUUUGGACCCCUUGAAGAUUCCCUAAUGGGCAUCCCGUAUCUUUUAUCACGCGCGAUCGAGGCCAAGACUAGCUGUGAGCGAAUUGCAAACUUUCUGCGAGAAUCGGAGAGAAAACCAUCCACGGGGACAGGAGAUGAGAUCAUCUUCCAAGAUGCAGACAUUGCCUGGCCAGCUCAGGUGGACAAAUAUGGUAAAGGUCGAUUUUACCUGACUCAUCUCAAUCUGCAAUUUCCCUGUAAGGGCCUAAGCGUGAUUUGCGGCAAAACUGGAUCCGGAAAGGGAUUGCUCUUGUCGGCCAUUCUGGGUGAAUGCGAAAUUUUAUCCGGCACUGUACAUGUUCCAUCUUUCCACGGAGAGCGAUAUGACGAUCGAGCCACCCCGGGCAAUUGGAUCAUUGAUUCUGCUGUUGCCUACGUCGCCCAAAACCCUUGGACUGAAAAUGCGACGAUCAAAGAUAACAUCAUAUUCGGUCUACCAUACGACCACACACGGUAUCAGGACGUUCUAUAUGCUUCUGCGCUGGAAACCGACCUUCAGAGCCUCCCUCAUGGGGACCUGACGGACAUCGGCGCGAAUGGUGUCAACCUCAGUGGUGGCCAGCGAUGGCGAGUCUCCUUUGCUCGUGCAUUGUAUUCCAGAGCGGGACUCUUGGUGUUGGAUGAUAUUUUCAGCGCUCUGGACGCUGACACAGGUCGUCAUGUGUACGAACACGGAUUGACUGGUCCACUAAGCGAAAACCGCACCCGAGUUUUGGCGACGCAUCAUGUUGGACUAUGCGCACCCAGUAUUGACUACUGCGUUCUUCUGGAAAACGGCACAGCAUCGCGCGCCGGCACGAUGGACCAAUUAAUGAAAGUUGACGGUGUCGCCGGCAUUCUUUUCGGACAGCGUCCGUUGGAAGCCUCCUCUAAUGACAAUAUGGACGAAUCCAAGGAAAAACACGAGCAGCUCCCCCCCCGGAAGACUGCUAAAGGUGUUGUCGUAGACCAAAGACCUGAAGUUACCACUUCGCCAUCAAAGUUCAGCCCGGAUGAGAAAAGAGAAACGGGGGCAGUCGCAUUCUCGGCAUACAGAGUUUUUAUUUCCAGUGGGGGAAACAAACGUCUUUGGGCUUUGGCGUUGCUGACCACGUGCAUUUCCACAUUUCUUCUAUUCAGUCGGUCAUGGUGGGUAAGUGUCUGGACCACUGCCUCCGAAAAACAGCACGGGGCUCAUUUUCAUUCCAUGCACGGCCUGGCUGUGAGCCUUGUGACCAACCAAUCUCCGACCGGUGAAAUCCAAGUAACUGACAUGCAAGACGAUCUCUUUCUCUACAUCGCACUUUAUGUCGCCAUCUCGCUAGCUGCAUCCGCUCUUGAAGUAGCACAAUUCUUCUUCCUCAAUUAUGCGUCUAUAAAGUCUUCGAAAGUCUUGUUUCAAGAUCUUUUAUCGGCUGUUUUGGCAGCACCUCUACGCUGGCUGGAUACUACUCCUGUGGGGCGAAUUGUCAAUCGCUUCACAGCCGAUAUCUACCAGCUAGACUGCAUUCUUGGACCACAGUUAGCGACAUUUAUGAAAUUCAUAUUCCAGCUUCUAGGAAUCCUUAUUGCUGGUGUUUUGGUAUCGCCUGUUAUUUUGAUUCCAGCCACAGUUCUCCUUGGAGUAUCUCUGAGGGUAUCAUUGACUUACCUUGCUGCUGCACGGGAAAUGAAGCGAUUGGAAAGUGUUUCUCGAAGCCCAAUCAUCGAGCACUUCAAUUCUACUCUCCUCGGUCUAGGAACAAUCCGCGCUUAUGGCAAGGACCAGGACUAUCAGAAUGCCAUGCACAGCUGCAUAGAUAGUCACUCAAAGGCUUCGUGGAACCUGUGGCUAUUUAACUGGUGGGCGCAGAUUCGAAUCGGAGCUUUGGGUGCAAUCUUCGCUGCGAUGGUUACAGUCGUCAUCGUCAGAAUCGGCAUAUCUGCCUCGCUGGCAGGUUUUGUCAUCAGCUUCAUCUUACAGUACAACCUCGCCGUGUCAACUUCUCUUCGUCUAUACUCCAGUGUGGAAAUGGCGAUGAAUGGCGCUGAGAGAGUCAUUGAAUAUACCAAGAUUGAAACUGAAAGCCAAGGUGGUGUUGACCCACCGGCGGCGUGGCCGGUUCAAGGACGCGUUGAAGUCCAAGAUUUGGUUGUCGGAUAUGCUCCAGAGUUGCCUCCUGUAUUGAAUGGAUUGACCUUUCGAAUUGAAAGCAACCAACGUGUAGGGGUGGUCGGUCGGACUGGAGCAGGCAAAUCGUCCCUCACACUAGCUCUCUUCCGAUUCUUGGAGUACAGAGAAGGAAACGUCAUCAUUGAUGGAGUGGACAUAAGCAAGAUAAAAUUGAGUGCCCUUCGAAGUCGGCUGGCGAUUGUUCCCCAGCAUCCGGUCCUGUUCUCAGGGACCAUCCGAUCCAACCUUGACCCGUUUGACAAAUAUUCAGAUACUGAACUGCGUGCUGCAUUGGAAAGAGUCCAUCUGAUUCAUCCGGACGCUUCAGAUGAUGAUAACAAAUCUCAAUUUUCAUUAUCGACUACUGUCGCUCAAGGCGGACUAAGUUUCUCUCAAGGCCAAAGACAACUUCUGUGUCUUGCGCGAUCGAUUCUCCAGCAGCCCAAAAUCAUGAUUCUCGACGAGGCUACUUCCGCUGUGGACAAGGAGACUGACACUCUCAUUCAGCAAGCGAUUCGCACUGAAUUCGGCCGCAAUUCCAGUUCGCUGUUAGUUGUUGCGCAUCGUCUCAGCACAGUGGCUGAUUUUGAUCGGAUUCUUGUUAUGGAUCAAGGGAGAAUGGUGGAGUUUGGGACGCCGCAGGAGCUGCUCAGUAUAGAGGAUGGUGUUUUCAAGGAUCUUGUGGAGCAAUGUGGCGAAAAGGCUUAUGUGGAACAGAUCAUAUACGGGAAGAAGAAGUAG